UUUGCAAAGGGAGGGAUAGUCACAACCAUUUCCAUUUCCGGUCUUUUCCGGUUUCCUGAGCAAGCAACAUGGCUUCGUUUGAGCAGAUGAGAGCGAAUGUGGGGAAACUGCUGAGGGGGAUAGACCGAUAUAACCCAGAGAACCUGGCUACACUGGAGCGUUAUGUGGACACACAGGCAAAAGAGAAUACAUAUGACCUGGAGGCCAAUCUAGCUGUGCUGAAACUUUACCAGUUUAACCCCCCAUUCUUUCAGACCUCUGUCACCGCUCAGAUUCUCCUCAAGGCUCUGACCAACCUCCCUCACACAGACUUCACACUGUGCAAAUGCAUGAUAGACCAGGCUCACCAAGAAGAGCGUCCUAUCCGACAGAUCCUGUAUUUGGGGGACCUGCUGGAGACAUGUCACUUCCAGGCCUUUUGGCAAGCGUUGGAUGAGAACUUGGAUCUGUUAGAUGGCAUCACAGGCUUUGAGGAUUCCGUCAGGAAAUUUAUCUGCCAUGUUGUGGGCAUCACUUACCAACACAUCGACCGCUGGCUGCUGGCUGAGAUGUUGGGUGAUCUCUCGGAGCCACAACUUAGAGUUUGGAUGAGCAAAUACGGCUGGGUGGAGGCCGAGAAUGGUAAAAUCUUUGUGUGCAACCAGGAGGAGAAUAUCAAACCCAAGAACAUUGUUGAGAAGAUAGACUUUGACAGCGUUUCUGGUAUCAUGGCAUCUUCGCAAUGAGACUUUCAGUGGACAAUAUUUAUCCUUAUUUUAUAUAUAGACCAAAUGUUACAACUUGUAAUAAAAUAAAUUGAUUUUC
Messenger RNA from Bombina bombina (fire-bellied toad), 804 nucleotides. It is a transcript of the gene EIF3K, whose product is annotated as eukaryotic translation initiation factor 3 subunit K. Gene Ontology annotation, biological process: regulation of translational initiation. The record is from RefSeq and is a predicted model, not a curated record. Lineage: Eukaryota; Metazoa; Chordata; Amphibia; Anura; Bombinatoridae. Bases 69 to 725 code for a protein of 218 amino acids. Gene Ontology annotation, molecular function: ribosome binding; translation initiation factor activity. Gene Ontology annotation, cellular component: cytoplasm; eukaryotic translation initiation factor 3 complex. The transcript is spliced from 8 exons.